Prunus armeniaca (apricot) is the source of this 1137-nucleotide messenger RNA. NCBI's taxonomy places the organism in Eukaryota, Viridiplantae, Streptophyta, Magnoliopsida, Rosales, Rosaceae. The record is from the annotation of a GenBank genome assembly.
AUGGAUUCAGAACCAGAAGCUCUUGAGGAGAAGUUGACAUCUUUACUUGGACAGCUCCAAGCAGAGAGUGCCAUUCUGGAAAGAAUGGUUUACAAGAACAAGAACCAGCAUAGGCGUGGCUCGUAUUUCCAGUACCUUAUGAAGGUAAGGAGGGAUUUGAGGCUUUUACAAUCCACUAAACUGGAGGAGAUUUUGGGUUGCUGUUUCCAAAGUAUCACUGGGAAGAGACCUAAGCAAAAAGUGCAUCUAUUAGAAAGCUUGAAGAGAAGGAAAUAUGAAAGUGGAAAAUAUAAUUUCAUGGAGCGACUUCUGGGAGCUGCACGCCUUCUGUCACAGAUGGUUGAGCCAAUGCUGAAGGCAGCUAUCGAGAUAUCUACACUGCUCGCUCGUUCAUUUUUCAUGGGAUUUUCUCUGACUAUUUUAGCUGUGCUUGCACGACUUCGAGUUUUGGUUCAACAAAUUUUACUUGAUGUUGUUUCCGUUUUCAACAUGGUUUCUUCUCUCUCCCAAAAGAAGCAAUCCAUAAAGAUAAAUCAAGGAGGACUUGAGGUCUUUAGGGAGUUUUACCCAACAAAUGAGGAAUUUAUCAUUCUUGAGUGUGUGUUGAAAUCAGAUAAGUUUGAAUUGCUCGAGAGCACACAUAAGAGUGAGAUUGCAAGUCAUGAUGGGGAUCUUGCUGUAGGGGCAUCAUCUGUACUAUAUCAAAGUGUUGAGUCUUUACUUGGAGAUGAUGAAAAUAUUCCCCAGACGGCAGAUGCAAACCACGCUAUUGAAAAAGUUCCAAUCCACAUCACGGAGGAUAAGAUUGGUUUGUUGUCAGGCCUGUCCAACGACGGUACUGAUGGGAAGCUGGUUGAACGUUGUGAAGAUGGUUCAAACAUUGCGGAGAUUCCUAGCAAGAAGCUUUCUGAAGAAGGUUGCUUGCUACCAGGCUCAAGCUCACCUACAAGUUCCGAUGCAUCAAAACUGAGGUCUGGACCUGUUAAAGUGGCAUUUGUACAAGUCAAAAGACCUUUACCCUCAACAACAAAUACAACUGAAAUCCAUUUUAAAGAAACUGACAUCAAUAGCCAUAACGAGGAAGAAGAUCCAUUGGCAUGGAAGUUUAAGGAGCACGAGCAUCCAUCUUCAGAAUAG